This is a messenger RNA of Eucalyptus grandis, 1524 nucleotides long. Its product is annotated as adenylate-forming reductase 03009. The record is from RefSeq and is a predicted model, not a curated record. The coding region runs from base 1 to 1524 and encodes 507 amino acids. Lineage: Eukaryota; Viridiplantae; Streptophyta; Magnoliopsida; Myrtales; Myrtaceae. The transcript is spliced from 4 exons.
AUGGAAAGCCAAGUGAGGUUUUCGAGUUGCCGAGGCGUGGCGUUUGAGAUCAAGCCUCAUGCAGAUCCAUUUGCCAUCGCCACCCCUCGGAUAGCUCCCGAGAUGCCCAACCACGGAAGCAAAAGGUCUUGGCUUCCAUGGGGCUCGUCUAGGAUAGCUCCGUCGUCGCUGAUCCAGCGAUCGACGAGCAAAGCAAGUAGUCACUUUUGCGACCUUGACCUCCAAGACGACAACGACGAACAAAAUGAUGUCCUUUCGGAAACGCUCGAGGAAGGCACUUUCAUCGAGCCUGAAAAACACGCGGAGAGAAAGCGAGCCGAAAUGGCCUCAAAGAUCGACCCGCCUCCCUCGAAGCCCGCCCGAGGCCAUGAGUCGUCGAGGCUGUCGGUCAUACUCCUCGACCAAGGGCUGUUCACGGUGUACAAGCGGCUAUUCGUCGUUUGCUUGACCCUAAAUGUUGUUUCCCUGGUCCUUGCAGCGACUGGACACUUCCCUUAUGCGAGGAACCGAGCCGCCCUCUUCUCCAUCGCCAACAUCUUCGCGCUCACCCUGUGCCGGAGCGAGGCCGUCUUGCGCGUCGCCUUCUGGCUGGCUGUGAAGCUACUCGGCCACUGGUGGGUCCCGCUCUUCGCCAAGACCGCCGUGACCUCUCUCCUUCAGAGCCUCGGUGGGAUCCACAGCGGGUGCGGCGUCUCGUCCCUUGUGUGGCUGGUCUACGCCCUAGUCCUAACCCUCAAGGACCGGGACAACACGUCACCCGAGAUAAUUGGGGUCGCGUCGGCGAUCCUCGCUCUCAUCGCCCUGUCUUGCCUUCUCUGGGGGUUCGUCAUCCUCACCAUCGCCUACGACCCAAGGACGAAGAGUUACAAGAGGGACGAGUUGGGGUCGAGGUUGGUGAGGCAACAAGAGUUUUGGUUCACGGUGGGGAUUACGGUUUUGAUAAUAAUACCGUGGGUGACGGUGAGGAGAGUGCCCGUCAAGGUGUCUUCUCCUUCUGGCCAUGCCUCCAUAAUCAAGUUCCAAGGGGGAGUCAAAGCAGGCAUCUUGGGUCGGAUCAGCCCAUCCCCGCUAUCCGAGUGGCAUGCCUUUGGCAUCAUCUCCGACGGCAAGGAUGAACACAUGAUGCUUGCUGGAGCUGUUGGCGACUUCACGAAAUCCCUCGUCGCCAACCCGCCAGCCCACCUCUGGGUCCGCCAGGUCCACUUUGCUGGCUUACCCUACCUUGUCAACAUGUACGGCCGGGUCCUUCUGGUUGCCACCGGCUCCGGCAUUUGUGUCUUCCUAUCAUUCCUACUCCAACCUUGCAAAGCAAGCAUGGUUAGCCAUCACCCGAGAGACAAGGUUAUCGUGCAUGACACAGCGGUGCUUGGGCGGCCAAAUGUGGCGGAGAUGAGUGUGGACGCGGCGAAGAAGUGGGGCGCUGAGGUGGUGAUCGUCACGAGCAACCCUGAGGGAAGUAGGGACGUGGUGAACGCAUGCAAGAACGAAGGGAUCGCCGCUUUUGGUCCCAUUUGGGAUUCUUGA